Molecule: messenger RNA, 2428 nt
Organism: Oppiella nova
Lineage: Eukaryota; Metazoa; Arthropoda; Arachnida; Sarcoptiformes; Oppiidae
Source: the annotation of a GenBank genome assembly
GUUGAGUACAAUUGAGUACAAAUUCUGGUGUUAUAUAAAGAAUAUCUAAAAAUAAUUGUCUAAUAAAUCAUUCAAAAUCCGAGUCUCCAAAGUGUCUCAACAUAUCAUUGCAUAGACAUAAUGACCAUCAAAAGGGAUCGGAGUUUGAGCACUGGUAGUAAGUAUCACUUACCACUGCCUACCGGUCCUUAUCCUAACAUAGGAUACAUGGAUCUGAUGACCGGAACAAAUAAAACGGAUGGCGUCUUAGUCCGCAUACUGUAUCCGAUGUCGGAUCAGACCAUUAAUAUCAAAGACAGGGUCAAUGAGUGGCCUCUUUGGACACCACAUGACAAGUACAGAACCGGUUACCUAAAGGUGGUGCGCAUCCCGAACCCACUGAUCCGAGUGGUCACCGCCUUGAGUCCCAAUGUAUUCAUACCUAUAUUAGAGGCCGUGGAUCCACUUCGUGGUGAUAACGACCGCCAGUUGCCAGUGAUUAUCUUCUCGCACGGCAUCGCCAGCUGUCGGACUACAUACUCAAGUGUUUGCACCGAAUUAGCCUCUUAUGGGUUCAUUGUUUUUGCGGUUGAGCACUGGGACGAGUCAGCCGUCACCACCUCCUACCCGUCCGACGACGGGUCCUUCAAAUGGAUUCCUUACAGACACGUCAAGCUAUUUCACAACGACUUACCCAUACGUCAGGAGCAGCUCGACCUAAGAGUGGCUGACAUCAAGAAGACCAUCGAUUUGUUAAAUGAUAUUCAAAACGGGAAUCAAAUCCAAAAUGUGUUACAAAGCGAGUUCAAGAUGGAGAAGCUCUCGGGAGUCCUGGAUCUCAACAAAAUCAUACUAAUGGGCCAUUCAUUUGGCUCAUCCACUGUCCUCAAGAGUCUAUUAUCGUUAGAUUGUGUCAAACUAGGCGUGUGUUUGGACGCCUGGAUGUAUCCCUUGCAGGGCAUAGACUUGAGUCUUGUCAAAAACCCCCUAAUGUUCAUAAAUAUGCAAACCUUUCAAAUCAAACCUAAUCUUAAAAUGAUGACCGAAUACAUAGGAAAGGGAGGCAUCAAUACGGAUGACAGGAAAGUGAUAACUAUAAAGGAUGCCAAACAUACGGAUCAAAGUGACAUUCCCUUCACUUUACCACAACCUAUGCUCUGGUUGUUUGGCAUGAAGUCAAAAGUGGAUCCAUUUGUAGCCCUUGACGUGACCACAGCCCUCGCCCUCGACUUCAUAACAGAUAAAUUGAAAUGAUUUGUGGAUCUGAUGACCGGAACCGAUAAGACCGAUGGUGUUUUAGUCCGCAUACUGUAUCCAAUGUCGGAUCAGACCAUUAAUAUCAAAGACAGGGUCAAUGAUUGGCCCCUUUGGACACCACAUGACAAGUACCAAAGAGGAUAUCUAAAAUUGGCUCAACUCCCGAACCCAUUGACGAGAUUGAUCAGGGCCUUUAUUCCCAAUAUAUUCAUCCCUAUAUUAGAGGCCGUAGAUCCACAUCGUAGUGAUGAUGACCACCAGUUCCCAGUGAUUAUCUUCUCGCACGGAAACGCCAGCUGUCGGACCACUUACUCCAGUGUUUGCACAGAAUUAGCCUCUUAUGGGUUCAUUGUUUUCGCGGUUGAACACCGGGACGAGUCUGCGGUCACCUCCUCCUACCCGUUCGGCGACGGAUCCUUCAAAUGGAUUCACUACAGACACGUCAAGCUAUACCACAACGACCUACCCAUACGUCAGGAACAACUGGAUCAGAGAGUGGGUGACAUUCAGAAGACAAUUGAUUUAUUACAUGACAUCCAAAAAGGAAAUAAAAUCCAAAAUGUGUUAAAAAGUGAGUUUCAGAUGGAGAAGCUCUCGGGACUUCUGAAUCUCAACAAAAUCAUACUAAUGGGCCACUCGUUCGGGUCGUCCACUGUCCUCAAGAGGAAUGGACUCGAGUCUUGUCCAACAGCCCCUACACUUCAUAAAUAUGCAAACCUUUCAAAUCCAAAGAAAUCUCAAAAUGAUGACCGAAUACAUAGGAAAUUAGACGCCUGGAUGUAUCCCUUGCAGGGAAUGGACUCGAGUCUUGUCCAACAGCCCCUACACUUCAUAAAUAUGCAAACCUUUCAAAUCCAAAGAAAUCUCAAAAUGAUGACCGAAUACAUAGGAAAGGGAGGCAUCAAUACGGAUGACAGGAAAGUGAUAACUAUAAAGGAUGCCAAACAUACGGAUCAAAGUGACAUUCCCUUCACUUUACCACAACCUUUGCUCUGGAUAUUUGGCAUGAAGUCAAAAGUGGAUCCAUUUUUGGUCAUCGAUGUGACCACAGCUCUCGCCCUCGACUUCAUUUCAGAUAAAUUGAAAAUAAAUCUCAAAACAGACAAAAAACAAUUUAUAGAAAAAUAUGUCAAUACAUUGAUUGAUGGAAUUGAUCCCAUUUGGUGGCAAUGAUUUCAUCUAGGACUAGUAG